Molecule: messenger RNA, 528 nt
Organism: Vicia faba (fava bean)
Lineage: Eukaryota; Viridiplantae; Streptophyta; Magnoliopsida; Fabales; Fabaceae
Source: the annotation of a GenBank genome assembly
AUGGAAAACAAUCUACCAGUGAUAUCAAAGAGAGUGUGGAGUCUCGUACGUGUUGCCUUCUUCAUGCUGAGAAAAGAAUUAUCAAAGGGUAAACUAAUGAUGAACUUAAACAUGAUACUCAGACGUCAUAGCAAGCUCGCUGGAAAAGCCAUUGCCAAUUUAAUAUCCCACCAUCCAAACCAUGGUGGCUCCACCUCAAACCGCCACUCCCACGGCUCACACCACCAAUUCACUUCCUCAAGGGAGUAUGAAUUUAGCUGUAGCAACACUCCCAACCACUUCUUCUCAAUAGGAAAGCGUCACCACAACCACAAGCACAAUACUCAAGCAAAACUUACACAUGAUGAUGAGGUGAUGACUAUGAGUUCAAUGAAGGCGGUGGUGGAGAUUCUUUACAAUGAUCAAGCGAUUGUAGAAGCGUCUCCAGGUUUCCCUUUAAGAGAUGAUGAUGAGAAGAAUAAUCAAGUUGAUAAGGCAGCUGAAGAUUUCAUAAAAAGGUUUUACAGUCAAUUGAGGAAGCAAGAUUGA